Messenger RNA from Moneuplotes crassus, 828 nucleotides. The record is from the annotation of a GenBank genome assembly. Lineage: Eukaryota; Ciliophora; Spirotrichea; Euplotida; Euplotidae.
AUGCUUCACUCAUCAACUUAUUCACUUGGUAAUGUUGAGUCAUUGGUAGCGAGUAAUGAUGAGAAUCCUUUCUGAUUUAAAGUAGAAUAUAUCUCAGAUGACAAUUUUGAAAAUUCAGAUAUUCCACAAAGCAUACAAUUAUGCUUAUCAAAGCCUCCAAAUUUAAACAGAGAAGUUAGCAAUAAUGCAUUGUUUAAUCCCCAAUUUACUGGAUUCAUUGAAGCUCUUCCUGAGGUUGGGCUUCCUGAUUUCUCUAUUUUACAGAACUUUACACAGCCAAAGGUAGAAGAGAAAUCUUUUUGGGUAGAUAAAGCUAAUACUGGGACUACUAAAGAGCCUAGUAUUGGUCCUCCUAGAUCUGAGAGCCCUACAGCUACAAUUGCUAAGGAAGCAAGCAAUGUGCGUAAAAGGAGAUGGGGCAAAACUGAAGAUAAGCUCUUGUUUCAAGCUAUUAGAGAUAUGGAAGCCGAGCAUAUUCUCACUCUUGAUGAGCUCCUCACAUUACGUAUUGAUCCAAAUCUGAAAUAUCAUGAUGGAGUUCAAGAGCUUUGAGAUCGGUCUGGAUGGAGAUCGAAACCAGAAAAGCUAAUUGUUCGAAUUCAGAAAAUCUCAAAAUUAGAAUUUUCUGUCAGAGAAAUAAAGAAGCUCAAGAAGGCUCUAAGAGUUGGCUAUAAGUACGAAAACACCGAUUUUGAUAAAGUAAUAUAUGAUUUUCCAGGAAAAACAGUGGCUUCUCUUCAAAGAAUAGCAAUGAAAUUGAGAAGAUCUUUUCUUCAGAAGAAUUUGACUUCAUUCAGCACAAACUUGAACAAAUCAGUGCAAAAUUAA